UCUGUUCUCCCGCCAUCUCGCUUCGACCUGCAUCUCUGACCUGUAUCUCUGACCUGCAUCUUUGGCCUGCGUCUCCGUCUGCAUCUGCACUCGCAUCCGUCACCCAUGUCGCUCCUGCCUCCCGCGCUUGAUCCCGCCAACGUCCGGUGGCUGCUUCACUAUGGCCGUCGGUCGAUUCUUCCCCGCUGCGUCAACUCCUCCAAUGCCCAGGCGCUGGUCUUUCCUGAGAGCCUUGGCGACGUCCUGUACGCAAGCGACCGCUGCAUGCCUCGGGCCUGGAUCGACAACCGCACGGCCACCAGCUACGCCUAUCUCUCUGUCGUUCCAGACAGCCAUUCGAUCUUCCUCAGUGACUGUGGGUCGGACUCGUCCUGCCGAACAGAUUGCUCCGUCGCCGCCCAGUUCUCCACCCUCAACUCGGAUCCGUGCACAGCCAGCUUCUUCACAGGGGCCUACAGCAACAAGAGCUAUCUCUCGACUGACUUGUGGGACUCAGGCUUCAAGACACCCUACUUCUCAUAUAUCGCAAGGAGCUUUGGCGACUCGACCUGCACCAAUCUCAGCGUUGUCGUCCGAGACCCCAUCUACCAGAACUGCACCAAGAUGCCGGACGGAAGCUACACCGUCGACAGCAACUUGGGGUCGCCCAACAUGGUCGUUUGGCCUCAUGGCGUCGAUGCCAACUGCACAGCCGGCGGCAACGGCGUGGAGGGCUUCACACUGAACAACAAAUGCGUACCGAACCAAGGGCUCGCAGGCGAAUUCGAUUUAGGUCCGCUUCUCAGCGUCCCAAACCUCAGUCUCUCUGCCCAGAUCCCGUUCAACGUAUCAAAUCCGUCAAAUGGAAACUCGCAAAACAGCCAGUUCAAGCCCAGCGCACUCCUAUGGCUCAUCGCUGCACCGGUGCUUAUUGCGGCCGUGGUCUAUCUGCGUUUCAAGACUUCGCGAAGGCCUCCAAUUCUUCCCGCCUCGAUCCGCCAAGCAGCGAGAUCGACCUCAACCCUUCCCCGAUACUCACCAAACCCAGCGAUUCCGAGCGACUCAUCCAUCGAGCUCAACAGUGUCUCCCACGUAAACCCAGAAUCCUCCGAAAUCUUCCCGCCUUCAUAUCAACAGACCAUCCAAGGCACUCCCGUCCUGCCGAGGGUAGUGUCCGAGAGUCAACAACCGGGCGUCAUGUUUCCGACCCCAUCUGUCUCCCGGCCAAGCAGUGGUGUUCUCUAUGCCGAAAAUGGCUCUGCCAGCCCUAAUUCUCCCACCCAGUCUCCCGAGCGCCGACAAUCCGUCAACCCAAUGCUCCGUCCUGCUCGUCGACUGUGAGCCUUGCUCAGCCGACGGCAGCCGCCAGAUGGCUGAUCGUCACCAUGUCAUAAUUAUGUCGUUUUCCUGCCGUAAUCUAGAUAUUUUGGUAUUGUAUCUGACCCA
This is a messenger RNA of Polychytrium aggregatum, 1425 nucleotides long. RefSeq lists its product as uncharacterized. The record is from RefSeq and is a predicted model, not a curated record. NCBI's taxonomy places the organism in Eukaryota, Fungi, Chytridiomycota, Chytridiomycetes, Polychytriales. The coding region runs from base 106 to 1320 and encodes 404 amino acids. The transcript is spliced from 3 exons.